AUUAAUUAGUGCGCCAAGUAUACGGCGGUGUCGCAGAUGUGCUGCGAUAACGUCGUUACAAGGAACCUCUCUUUUUCUCUUUUUCUGUCUGAACGCGACGUUUGCUGUAAGAACGCUCGAUCGCUAUGACUAAUUCGAAGGGUUAUCGUCGUGGUACACGAGACUUAUUUUCUCGUAAGUUCAGGAAUCAUGGAACAAUUCCUCUCUCUACGUACAUGAAAGUGUAUAAAGUUGGAGACAUCGUGGACAUUAAAGGUAAUGGAGCUGUGCAGAAAGGUAUGCCAUACAAAGUGUACCAUGGUAAGACCGGACGUGUCUUUAAUGUCACACCCCAUGCACUUGGAGUAAUCGUUAACAAACGUGUACGUGGAAGGAUCAUUGCUAAGAGGAUAAAUGUACGGAUCGAGCACUUGACCCAUUCCAAGUGUCGUGAAGAUUUCCUCAAGAGGGUCAAGCAGAAUGAGAAGCUGAGGAAGGAAGCCAAGGAGAAGAAAAUUUCUGUCCAGUUGAAGAGACAACCAAAACAACCUUCAAAGGCGCAUAUAGUCUCUGGUCGCGAUGCACCUAUCCUCCUGGCUCCAGUCCCAUACGAGUUCAUUGCUUAAUUCAUUUCAAAUUUCCUUUAAAAAGAAUAAAAGGAUUUUUCCCAUGUGGAAUUGGAA
Messenger RNA from Fopius arisanus, 662 nucleotides. It is a transcript of the gene RpL21, whose product is annotated as ribosomal protein L21. Gene Ontology annotation, molecular function: structural constituent of ribosome. Gene Ontology annotation, cellular component: cytosolic large ribosomal subunit; ribosome. The coding region runs from base 126 to 605 and encodes 159 amino acids. The record is from RefSeq and is a predicted model, not a curated record. The transcript has 2 exons. Lineage: Eukaryota; Metazoa; Arthropoda; Insecta; Hymenoptera; Braconidae. Gene Ontology annotation, biological process: translation.